Molecule: messenger RNA, 419 nt
Organism: Piliocolobus tephrosceles (Ugandan red Colobus)
Lineage: Eukaryota; Metazoa; Chordata; Mammalia; Primates; Cercopithecidae
Source: RefSeq, a predicted model, not a curated record
AUGGCCGUCCCCCGCAGAUCAAGGGACGAGGACGCUGCGACAUCCCCACUUAUCCCGCUCCACGAAUACUCGCUCCGCACCCGCCGCCAGACCAUAUUCCCAUUCCCGUCCAGUCAGCAGUUCUUUGGGAUCCGCCUGACUGAAAAGUCAAACAGGACUGACAAGGCCACUGCCUCUGCCAUAAUCAGAAAAUUGCAACAGAGCUGUAGACUCCAGAAUCACUCGUCUCUUCCAUGGUCAAGAAGCUGCCAAGUUAGAAAACCAGCUCACAAAUCAAGAUGCCACCUAACAACUUCCAACUCCAAUCUCUUGUUGCCUCUAUUACGUUCAUGCAAGCGAAAUAAAUGUUGUGCCUUGACUCUCUCAUGUAGCUCUGUUCUGAGUCAAAGUAUCAUGUGAAUACAUGUAGCAGGUGAAAC